GUGUGUGCACGCGCAGUUGUGUUACUUCCUGUUCUCUCAGUCUUGUGACUCUUGUACAAACUUGUUUCCUGUACAUGGUCACUGUCAGCGUUAAUGUUUAACCUCUCAGACUGACUUCAGAUCAGAAGAUGAUUGACUGUGUGGAGGAAGAGGAGGACAGAGCAGAGUCUCUAGUCUCUGGCUGUCUGUCUAUGAAGAGUGAUCAGUCUAAAGAUGAUCUUCUAUUCUUCAGUAAUGAAGCUGGACCCUCAGAGUCAAAAGUUCAGUCCAGACAGAGAGCAGAGUCUCCAGUACCCAGCUGUCUGUCUAUGAAGAGUGACUGGUCCAUGUGGAAUCCUCUGAACUUCAGUAAUGAACCUGGACCCUCAGACACAAAAGAGAAGAAGAGGAGUCCUGCUUCUGUGGACGAGCUGAUGUCCAGAUCCACAACAAGACCUGGACCUCAGACAGCCAGUCAGACCAGAACAAGACCUGGACCUCAGACAGCCAGUCAGACCAGCACUAAGACUGUAGAUGUAGGUCUGCAGGAGGUUGUAGAUGAACAUAAGAUCAGUCUGAGGAGGAGAUGUGAAUGUGUGACUGAAGGAACUGAUGAAACAGGAAGUGGAACCCUCCUCAACAGGAUCUACACUGAGCUCUACAUCACAGAGGGACAGAGUGAAGAGGUUAAUACCCAACAUGAGGUGAGGCAGCUUGAGACAGCUUCCAAGAAGAAGACCCUCCAUGACGCUCCAAUCAAGUGCCAGGACAUCUUUAAAGCCUUACCUGACCAACAGGGACACAUCAGAGUCGUUCUGACGAACGGCGUCGCUGGCGUUGGAAAAACCUUCUCAGUGCAGAAGUUCACUCUGGACUGGGCAGAGGGCUUGGAGAACCAAGAUGUCAGUCUGGUGGUUCUGCUCUCGUUCAGGGAGCUGAACUUGAUCAGAGAUGAGCAGUACAGUCUUCUCAUGCUGCUCCAUGUUUUCCAUCCAACAUUACAGAAGGUCACAGCAGAGAAGCUCGCUGACUGUAAAGUUCUGUUCAUCUUUGACGGCCUGGAUGAAAGCAGACUUUCACUGGAUUUCAAGAACAGUGAGGUUGUGUCUGAUGUCACCCAGAAGUCAUCAGUCAACGUGCUGUUGACAAACCUCAUCCAGGGGAAUCUGCUUCCCUCAGCUCUCGUCUGGAUAACUUCCCGACCUGCAGCGGCCAAUCAGAUCCCUCCUGCAUGUGUUGACAGGGUAACAGAAGUACGAGGCUUCACUGACGCCCAGAAGGAGGAGUACUUCAGGAGGAGAGUCAGUGAUGAAGAGCUGUCCAGCAGAAUCAUCUCACACAUCAAGACAUCCAGGAGCCUCCACAUCAUGUGUCUAAUCCCAGUCUUCUGCUGGAUCACUGCUACAGUUCUGGACCACAUGUUGACUACAGACCAGAGAGGAGAGCUGCCCAAGACCCUGACUGACAUGUACUCACACUUCCUGUUGGUUCAGACAAAGAGGAAGAAGCAGAAGUACGGUGAGGGACAUGAGACGAGUCCACAGGAGCUGACGGAGGCUGACGGGGAAGUUCUUCUGAAGCUGGGGAGGCUGGCGUUUGAACAGCUGGAGAAAGGAAACAUCAUGUUCUACCAAGAAGACCUGGAGCGGUGUGGUCUGGAUGUCACAGAGGCCUCGGUGUACUCAGGAGUUUGUACAGAGAUCUUCAAAAGAGAGUGUGUGAUCUUCCAGAAAACAGUCUACUGCUUUGUUCACCUGAGCAUUCAGGAGUUUCUGGCUGCAGUCUACAUGUUCCACUGUUACACAAACAGCAACACAGAGGUACUGAAGGACUUCCUGGGAGAAGAAUAUGUUCAUUCAACCCUGGAUGUCUUCCUGAGGAGAGCCAUGGAGAAAUCCCUGAGGAGUAAAAAUGGCCACCUGGACCUGUUUGUUCGCUUCCUUCAUGGCCUCUCUCUGGAGUCCAACCAGAGACUCUUAGGAGGUCUGCUGGGUCAGACAGACAACAGUCCAGAAAUCAUCCAGAGAGCCAUCAACAACCUGAAAGAGAUGAACAGAUAUGAUACCAAAACCUCUCCUGACAGAAGCAUCAACAUCUUCCACUGUCUGACGGAGAUGAACGACCACUCGGUACAUCAGGACAUCCAAGAGUUCCUGAAGUCAGAGAACAGAUCAGAGAAGGAACUCUCUGUGAUCCACUGCUCAGCUCUGGCCUACAUGCUGCAGAUGUCAGAGGAGGUUCUGGAUGAGUUGGACCUGAAGAAGUACAACACAUCAGGCGAGGGACGACUGAGACUGAUUCCAGCUGUGAGGAACUGCAGAAAAGCUGUACUUUCUGACUGUUGGAUCUCAGAUACUCACUGUGAAGUUGUGGCCUCAGCUCUGAAGUCCAACCCCUCCCAUCUGAGAGAGCUGGAUCUGAGUCACAACAACCUGCAGGAUUCAGGAGUGAAGCUGCUUUCUGCUGGACUGAAGAGUCCAAACUGUAGACUGGAGACUCUGAGAUUGAGGGACUGCAGUUUGUCAGAGAUCAGCUGUGCUUCUCUGGCCUCAGCUCUGAAGUCCAACCCCUCCCAUCUGAGAGAGCUGGAGCUGAGAAACAACAACCUGGAGGAUUCAGGAGUGAAGCUGCUUUCUGCUGAACUCGAGGGUCCAAACUGUAGACUGGAGACUCUGAGAUUGAGUGGCUGCAGUUUGUCAGAGAUCAGCUGUGCUUCUCUGGCCUCAGCUCUGAAGUCCAACCCCUCCCAUCUGAGAGAGCUGGAGCUGAGUAACAACAAGCUGCAGGAUUCAGGAGUGAAGGUCCUGUGUGGUUUUCUGGAGAGUCCACACUGUAGACUGGAGACUCUGAGAUUGAGGGACUGCAGGUUGUCAGAGAUCAGCUGUGCUUCUCUGGCCUCAGCUCUGAAGUCCAACCCCUCCCAUCUGAGAGAGCUGGAUCUGAUUCACAACAACCUGAAGGAUUCAGACGUGAAGCUGCUGUCUGAUCUUGUGAAGAGUCCACACUGUAGACUGGAGACUCUGAGAUGGAAGUGGUGAUGAUCUCUAACCACCAUCAUCCCUGUGUGUUCCUCUGGACCUGACAGAGUAUCAUCAGUGUAUCUGGACUCUGUCCUUCUGCACAGUCUCUGCAGACACACUGAGACUCCUCCACUCCUUCUGCUCCACACUCAACCACCUCCUCCACCUGGACCUGGGUUUCACUUUGUCUUCAUUCAUUCAUAUAGUCUGAACCCAAAGUGCCUCUGCAGAUUAGUUCUGUUUAUGACAACAGAACUGUAGAUUAACACAUUUAAAUAGAUGUUUCUGCUUUGCUUUCUGUUGCAGCUCCACCCUGUGGAACGAUGGAGUUCUGCAGUUAAUUUCCACAUACUACUAAAUAUAUAUAUACCAUAUACAAUAUAUAUACCAGUACCAGACGUUUUUCAUAUUAUAACAUUAUGCUUGUAACAAACAUAAAGAAGUAGAUAAAACCUGAACCUGAGGCUUCAGUUUCUCAACUAACUACAAACAGAUUAUGUCUGGAUUUUGGUGGAAAGUCAGCUCCUUAAUAUUGUCUUUUGUAUGUGAUGUUUGAUGUAAAACAAAACAAAAAAAUAUCCUGACUAUCUGAGUUUUUGCUACAAAACAAAUCAUAUUUGUUAGUUUAUUACAGAUGUACGUGUCACCCUGCUAGUUUUCACAUUACAUGGCUCCACACAGACACAUGAAGUCAACCUGUGGAGCUUUUCCCCUCAGAAAUCAAUGUUGAAAUUGCCUCCACAGGCUCCAUUACAGUCCACCAGUCCCAGAAACAAAAGCCAAACACCAAAGUGUUUAUAAUUGCUAAGCAAUAUUGGACUCAUUCCUUAAAUUCUGCACAUUCCAGUGAGCUACAUGAGUGUCCUGCGUCGUUUCUUUAAUGUCAUGCAAAUAAAGAAACUAACACGAACCAA
Molecule: messenger RNA, 3913 nt
Organism: Sebastes umbrosus (honeycomb rockfish)
Lineage: Eukaryota; Metazoa; Chordata; Actinopteri; Perciformes; Sebastidae
Product: NLR family CARD domain-containing protein 3-like
Exons: 9
Coding region: 129-3017 (962 amino acids)
Molecular function (GO): protein binding
Source: RefSeq, a predicted model, not a curated record